AUUUGUGUUCAGUUUGCCUACCUUUAAAAGGGAAACACUUGUAAAGGAAACCGUCAUCACUUCAUUUGUUCAGCGCGCGUGGGUCGUUUAAUUAACAUGAUCCAGCGCAUGUAUAAGCUUAAGUAUACAAAGUUAAACCAGUGAAUUCUUCGCUCGAGUGUCGCACAGUUGCCGAUUAUUUAUAAACACGCGUACGUUAAAUGUGCUGAUAUUCUAGAAAUUUCCACACGGCGCAUGCGUACUGCGCGCGUGCAUUGCGUCUUCUUUUAUUAUUAGUCAUCAGUAUUUGUGUUUUGGAGUCGAGCGCAGCACGGACAGAACGUAAACAUCUUGAUUUUUUUUGGUAAUCAUCAAAACGAUUUACGCGGUAUUUGCAUCGUACGAUUUACGUUUGUCAUCUAUAAAUCGCACCGAGGAAGUAGAGCCCACGCGGUCGCCGUGCGAAAUAUGCAAUUCACAUCUCGAGACACACUCAAUUUGUCAAUAUGUCUGACGAGCCAGUCGUAGUGCAAGCGUUUGAGAAACUCGAACUGGAAACAGCCUCAUCCAGCACCAGCAGCAGCACUAGGAAACCUAUCACCACCCCAGAGACAGUACCAAAUCCAUUUAUGAGGCGCAAGAGGUCCAAGUCGCUCUCCAGCAUCAACAUCUUCAGCACAACUGCAUGCACAUGCAAGCACCACAUCAAUCGAGUGAAAAACACCACCAGCUUCAAGCGGAACAUCAAUAAGAAGAUACUCAAAGAGCCUGUGCUAAAAAUACUAAACAAAUGUUCCAAAUGUAAUUGUGUGAAGAAGUCGGCUCAGAAUAAGGAUGAGCAAAGACUUAAGUUGGAGAAGUUGUUUGGAGAUUGUGCUGCUGAGGGGCAAGAGACUGAUUUUAGGAGCAUUGUUGAUGGCUGCCAGCAGCUGAGUCUGGCAAAUGCCAACGACGGGGUGCAGGACUAUUCAUUGCCAAGUUUUAAAUCAGUUCGAACAUCUAAGAGUGGUGCGUCUACGUCGAGAACGGAAAAAACGGACAGCUCGAAUGUGAACGCGUCAUGCUCGCAUCAGGCGCGUAUGUCUCCGCCGUGUGACGUGACCAUUGACGAAUUGGCCAGUUAUUUUGAGACGUUUGUGCAUAUUCCGAAAAAGAUGAGUUCGAUGGCGGAGAUGAUGUAUACAUAAAGCUAUACAUUAUGUUGUAUUAUACACUGUUCUAAUUCAUUAUAUACAUAUGUUUAAUGACAUUUGAAUUAACAUGGAUUUAGAUUUAGAAUGAUGCGCAUAAGUGUAGUAUAGAUGUUGAAAAAUAAGUACAACUUGAUUUAAGUUCUGUUUAAACAAUUAUACUACACUUAUUCUGAUAAAUGCAUAAAAAUCUGUGAAUUCGUUUGUUAGAGUUUUUGACUUAGAAGACUAGAUAAUUUAAUGGCCACAAAACAAUUGCAAGACACGAGCCAAAACAUAUUUAUCUGGAAAUUUAAAGAAUUAAUGUUUUUUUCGCUUCUGUUUGGAUGUUUAUAUGAUUUUUAUUGUUUUGUAAGAAAGAAAACAUACAAUUCCAAGUAAAAAAUUUGUUGAGACAACGAAAACUAUUAGCAAUAUAAGUCAAAUUUAGAAAUAUUUGAAUGUGAUUAUUAAUUUCUACAAAAUUGCAAUUUGAUAAAGAAUUCCAGACUUGUGAGGCCUGUGGCUCAUGCAAUAAUAAUGAAAACUUGUCACUUGAAUCUGAAAUGUGGAUACUGUUAGUGUUGUAUGUACAUAACAAAAUUAACUCUUGUGAGAAUCACGAACGCGCCCAGGAGAAAGUGCUCAGUCAUUAAAAAGGCAAGAAUGUAAUCGCUGCAGUGUAAUAGUAUGUAAGUUCUUACUUUUGGCUGCUUGAAUGUACGCUCCUACUCAUCGGAAAAUUUGCCAUCGUUGUCUUUGCAUUGCCGUUUGAUUUCCGAACGUGGUUUGAAUUAAAUUAUUACCAUCUGAGUUAUGAAACUUGUUAAAAUUCGAAUACUUGAAUUAAUAAAACCGAAUAUGUAGAUAA
Molecule: messenger RNA, 2019 nt
Organism: Dalotia coriaria
Lineage: Eukaryota; Metazoa; Arthropoda; Insecta; Coleoptera; Staphylinidae
Exons: 2
Coding region: 486-1166 (226 amino acids)
Biological process (GO): cellular response to hydrogen peroxide
Source: RefSeq, a predicted model, not a curated record